Messenger RNA from Diospyros lotus (date-plum), 2107 nucleotides. RefSeq names its product protein IQ-DOMAIN 19. NCBI's taxonomy places the organism in Eukaryota, Viridiplantae, Streptophyta, Magnoliopsida, Ericales, Ebenaceae. Bases 374 to 1789 code for a protein of 471 amino acids. The record is from RefSeq and is a predicted model, not a curated record. The transcript has 4 exons. Gene Ontology annotation, molecular function: protein binding.
UAAAACCAAAAUACUGCAACGAGGGGUAAGGAAUAUGCUCCAUUUAUCUUGUAGGAGGGGGUGGCAAGCAAGUGGUUUAUGCUUAUCUGGGGAGCUUCCUCCCAGCUUCUCCCUUUUCCGCUUUCACUCCCAGCCCCUUAGCCAAUAAACAACCAUCACCGUGACCAGAUCACAUUGGCUAUUUACAAGGCAGAGAUGACAAGGAAACAGUUCUAGAACAAUGGUAAAGAACCAUUUUCAGGGUUGAAAUUGUUACUGUCUGAUGAUUGGUUGGGGAGGGGGGGGAGGAAGAGAAGUAGAGAGAGAGAGAGAUUUAUUGGCGAUUACAUAUGAGUUGUUGCUAUCUCUCCUCCUUUCUUCUUUUUGAGAAGCAAUGAAAGAUUGGAAGGUGGUGAAAGAGAUGGGGAAGACAAGCAAGUGGAUUAGAAACAUGUUGACGGGCAAGAAAGACAAAGAUAAGGAAAACAAUGCAGGCAAUGAGCCAGCUUCGCGUGGCACUGAGAACCCCAGUACCACCCCAAUUCUGAUCCCACCGACCACUCCGAAAGAGAAGAGGAGAUGGAGUUUCAGGAGAUCAUCGGCGACGGCCGCGACUCAGAGGGACUCAAAUGGUGUGGUGGACACAAUUGCCACGACCCCCCCUGCAGUGCAGGCAUUGCUGGAAACAGAAAAUGAGCAGAAGAAGCAUGCACUGGCAGUCGCUGCAGCCACUGCUGCGGCCGCAGACGCUGCUGUGGCGGCCGCACAGGCCGCUGCUGCAGUGAUCCGGCUCACUGCCGCUGCCACCACCGGGAGAUCUAGUGCCAUAGAAGAGGCUGCUGCCAUAAAAAUCCAAUCUGUUUUUCGUGGUUAUUUAGCAAGGAAGGCACUGUGUGCAUUGAAAGGGCUAGUGAAGUUGCAGGCUCUGGUGAGGGGUCACCUGGUCAGGAAACGAGCUGCCGCAACCCUCCGGUGCAUGCACGCUUUGUUGACUGUUCAGGGCAGAGCUCGAGCUCAGAGGAUGAAGAUGGCUGAAGAAUCAAAGCCUAAUAAUCAGAGGCAGUUCAAUCCCAGAAAAAGCAUACAGGAGAAUAGGUUCAGGAACACAUAUCAGGAGAUGGAAGAGAACAUCAAGAUUGUGGAGAUGGAUCUUGGAGAAUCAAAGGGAAGCACAAAGGGGAGGAACAGCUACUCAAAUCACACACAAACAGAACGAACAGAGCAUCGAUUUUCAACAUAUUCUUUGCCAAAUCACACAUACUCAAAGCAAGAUCACAGCGACUUGUCACCAGCACCAUCGGCACUGACCGACAUGAGCCCAAGAGCUUGCAGUGGGCAUUUCGAGGACCACUCCUUUGGCACAGCACAGAGCAGCCCUCAGUACUACUCUGCAGCAUCCAAACCCGAUCCCUCUAGAGUUCCUUUUGCCUUCCCCAAGCAAGAUUAUGCAGAGUCCCUCUCAUAUGACUACCCUUUCUUCCCAAACUACAUGGCUAAUACUGAAUCCUCAAAGGCAAAAGUGCGAUCACAGAGUGCACCAAAGUCCCGGCCUGAUUCGUUUGAGAGGCAGCCAAGCAGGCGGAGGCCAUCACUCGAAGGGAGGAAUGUGCCACGGGCUGUGAGGAUGCAGAGAUCAUCUUCACAUGUUGGUUCCACGGCUCAGAAUUAUCAGUACCCAUGGUCGAUCAAGCUUGACAGGUCGAGUGUUUCCCUCAAGGACAGUGAAUCUGGAUCAACCAGCACAGUUCUCACCAACACUAACUACUGCAGAUCCCUAGCUGGAUUCGAUGUCAAAGGAAAUAGGUACUGAAACCGCUUUCUGUGGCAGAACUAGAAAGGAUUUCAGAGGCUAGACAAUUGACAUCAAAGCUUGUGGUUGAGAGGUGAUGGCUGAAGGCAAUAAGGUGUUUGAUCCAGUAGCUGCUAGAAGUUUCUGACAGCUGUUCGUCCUAAUUUUCCAGUGUGUAGAGUUUUCAUUUUGUCUCUUCUCUGGUUACAUUGUUUGGUUGUUGAACUUCAAAUGUGUUUCCUGAGGCCAAAGCUAAGUCCUCUGUACUGUAAGAACUACAAGUUGUUCAUAGAAAUCCAUUGCGUGUGAAUUUUUAAUCCUAUGAACAGACGUGUUCCC